Molecule: messenger RNA, 1720 nt
Organism: Anas platyrhynchos (mallard)
Lineage: Eukaryota; Metazoa; Chordata; Aves; Anseriformes; Anatidae
Gene: SDCBP
Product: syndecan binding protein
Biological process (GO): positive regulation of transforming growth factor beta receptor signaling pathway
Cellular component (GO): cytoplasm; plasma membrane
Molecular function (GO): syndecan binding
Source: RefSeq, a predicted model, not a curated record
CACCUCCGGGGCCCGUCCCCUUCUCUCGGCCGCCGCCGCCAGAGCAUGCGCGGGGCCGGGCCAGCCCCGCCGCCGCCCCCGCUCCCCUCAUAGCGGCGCCGCCGGGAGCUGCUGGAGCCGCUGGUGCCGCCGCUCGUCCCUGGGCUGGAGUGAGACUGCAUCAAAAUGUCUCUCUAUCCUUCCCUGGAAGAUCUGAAGGUGGACAAAGUUAUUCAGGCUCAGACCGCCUUUUCUUCAAAUCCAGCUAAUCCAGCAAUCUUGUCUGAAGCUUCUGCUCCUAUUCCUCAAGAUGGAGGCUUAUACCCCAGACUAUAUCCAGAACUUUCUCAGUACAUGGGCCUGAGCCUCAAUGAAGAAGAGGUGCAGAGAAACCUACCAGUGGCAGCAGCUGGUCAGCCACAAGGGCAACUGGUAACACGACCUUCUACUAAUUACAUGGUAGCUCCAGUGACUGGCAAUGAUAUUGGAAUUCGCAGAGCAGAAAUUAAGCAAGGCAUCCGUGAAGCAAUUUUGUGUAAAGAUCAAGAUGGAAAAAUAGGACUUCGCCUGAAGUCUGUUGACAAUGGUAUAUUUGUCCAGUUAGUCCAAGCAAACUCUCCAGCAUCUCUAGCUGGUCUGCGGUUUGGGGACCAAGUUCUGCAGAUCAAUGGUGAAAACUGUGCUGGAUGGAGUUCUGAUAAAGCACACAAAGUUCUGAAACAGGCUUCUGGAGAGAGGAUUUCAAUGAUCAUUCGGGACAGGCCUUUUGAACGAAUUAUUACCAUGCACAAAGACAGCACAGGGCAUGUUGGCUUCAUAUUCAAGAAUGGAAAAAUAACCUCAAUAGUGAAAGACAGUUCUGCAGCGAGAAAUGGACUUCUUACAGAGCACAACAUCUGUGAAAUCAAUGGCCAGAACGUUAUUGGACUGAAGGACCCCCAGAUAGCAGACAUCUUGGCAACAGCUGGAAAUGUAGUGACAAUUACCAUCAUGCCUUCCAGUAUUUAUGAGUAUAUAAUAAAGAGGAUGGCAACUAGCAUUAUGAAAAGCCUGAUGGAUCACUCUAUUCCUGAAGUCUAAACAUGCAUCAUGUACAUGUGUCUGUACAUACAUCUGAGAAUUCCACUAAACUCGGGCUAUUAUACUCAGUGAUUUCUUUCUUCUGCACAUGAGCCUUUCUGGAGGCCAAGAGAAGAUAUGCUGCAUCAAGCAUUUGCAUCUAUAAUGGCUGGGAAUGUUACAGUUCAACAUAUCUUGUUUAUUCACAAACUGUAAAACUUGUAGCCUUAUAUGCUUGACGAAUGUGAAAUUCCAAUUGUGUUAUGACUUUUCGUAGAUCUCUUCCUUAGUUCACUACUCCUAUAAGCCAUUGCAACUAAAGGAACCAGAUAUCACUUGCAAAAUUAUGUGUUGUUACCUAGGGCAAUGCUGUGCUUUGUAUGUUUAAGAGAAACAAGUAUUUUUACUGCUUUCUGUCUGCAAGAGUAGAUAUGAAAUAGCCUAUUUAGAAGUAUGGCUAGUACUAGUUUAUUUCUUGUUCUAGUAAAUUCUGUUUACACAAGUAUGCCAGCUAAGCUGAAUAUAGCUGAAGGCAUCAUUCAGUAAGUAUAUUAAAUAAGGUAGUGUACAGAUAAUCAAAUCUUUUUAUUACUUGUUAUACGAAUUGUAACUGAUGCUUAUCUCUCGCCUUAACCAAGUUCUUAAAGAUUCAGAAGUAACCAAAUAAAUGACUGAAACUUUA